Messenger RNA from Ceraceosorus guamensis, 1814 nucleotides. Its product is annotated as MFS general substrate transporter. Gene Ontology annotation, molecular function: transmembrane transporter activity. Gene Ontology annotation, biological process: transmembrane transport. Lineage: Eukaryota; Fungi; Basidiomycota; Exobasidiomycetes; Ceraceosorales; Ceraceosoraceae. The record is from RefSeq and is a predicted model, not a curated record. The transcript has 5 exons. Bases 227 to 1750 code for a protein of 507 amino acids. Gene Ontology annotation, cellular component: membrane.
CAGAUUGCGCGACCUUGUCAAAGCGCUGCGGCUGGGCGCUCCAUCUGAGUCCCUGAUGUAUCUGCUCCACUCGACGCACCCUUCUCGACCACCACGACGAUGAGCUCCCCCCUAGCUGACCCAUCCUCGCCUUUUUCCAACUUGACGCCGCGCCACUCGCGGCCAGGCGGUUUCUCAGCGGUCAUCAGGUCUCUUCUGGUCUUACACCACUCGUAUCUUUGCAAUUAUGAGUGACGACGGCAAGCGAGCAGACCCUUCGGUGGAGGAUGGAUCAUUUGAUCCGGCUCCGCACGCUUUUGCAACAAAGGAAGUAGCUUCCAGCGAUGCAAGUAACGUCGACGAUGUGGUGUACGACGCCGCGGAGGAAAAGCGUUUACUGCGCAAGAUCGACUGGCUGCUAUUGCCCAUCCUCACCUCGCUCUAUCUGCUGAGCUUUUUGGACCGCAGCAACAUCGGAAAUGCCAAAAUCGAAGGCAUCGUGGAUGACAUUCGACUCCGCGAUUAUCCGACAGCCACAAGUCUCUUCUUUGUGGGCUAUGUCGUAUUUGAAGUGCCUGCUAAUCUACUGCUCAAGCGGUACAGCAUUGACGGGCCUGCAGCCGUACUGGCCAUUUGGACGUUUCUUUUCGGAAUCGUGUCUAUGUGUCAAGGCUUCGUCAGAACGACUGCAGAGAUGUACGUCGUCCGUCUGCUCCUCGGUGCAACUGAAGCUGGUCUCUUCCCUGGCAUCGUCUGGACUUUCAGCUUUUGGUACCGUCGCGAUGAGCGUGUACUGAGAGUCAGCCUCUUCUUCGGCGCUGCCGCCGCCGCCGGCUCCCUGGGUGGCAUUCUUGCCUUUGGUCUGACCCGCAUGGACGGCCUGCUUGGUCACCACGGUUGGCAGUAUCUCUUCUGGAUCGAAGGCGCUUUCACAGCUCUCGUCGGCAUCUUGGCUUGGUUCCUCAUUCCAAAAUGGCCCGCACACGCUCGCGCCUUGACCCAGCGCGAACGUGAAGUCAUCGUUCACCGCCUGUCUCGCGACUCGGACGCUACCGAUACCGAAAAGUUCGAGUGGUCCGCAGUAAAGCUGGCCCUCAAAGACCCUCACGUGUACUUGUAUGCCCUCCUGUUCCACGGCUUCGCCUUCCCAUUGUACACCUACUCUCUCAGCCUUCCAAGCAUCAUUGCUGGCAUCGACCCGACCUUCAAGCCUUGGCAAAGUCAACUUCUGACGAUACCGCCUUAUGCCUUCGCCUUCGUCUACGUCAUCACGACCGCUUGGGUUUCGCAAAAGUACGUCAAACGCCGUGCACCCUUCAUCAUCGGCAAUGGCUUCUUGGCCAUUCUUGGCUACAUUGUCCUCAUCACCUCUCCAACCGUAGCGGGCAAGUACACCGCCACCUUUAUCGCUGCAGCUGGCAUCUAUGGUGCUAACGGUCUCUUACUUGCAUGGCCUUCGGAAAAUGUCCAGGGCCAGCUUCGCCGAGCGGUCUCUCUGGCCUUUCAAAUUUCGGGAGGGAACUGCGCUUCGAUCAUCGGCACUCAGCUGUACAGAAUCCCGCUCGGCACCAUCCCGAACAAGUCUUACCGCAUCAGUCACAUCUUCACCAUCAUCUGGCUGUUGUUUGGCAUCUCGGCUGCUAGCGCCCUUUGGAUCCUCCUUGCUCGACACAAUCGACGUCUCGACGAGCGCAUCGCUGAGCGCCGAGCGAGAGGACAGGUUGUAGACGAGUCCAAAGCCUGGAGAGAGGAGUGGCGCUACCAGACUUGAAUCUAGUACGAGUGCUACAUCCCUCUUUGUCAGAUUGACAGAAUGGCAGAGACAAUGAUUAAGG